Adineta steineri is the source of this 1518-nucleotide messenger RNA. NCBI's taxonomy places the organism in Eukaryota, Metazoa, Rotifera, Eurotatoria, Adinetida, Adinetidae. The record is from the annotation of a GenBank genome assembly.
AUGGUUGAGAGACUUUUCAAUAUUAAACGUUGCAUUAUUGACGUCAAUCAUCAAAUUAUUCGACAUAAUCACGAAGUACAUGCCCCAAGUACUUGUACGAUGAAACUUAAGGGUUUCGCUUUGAGACUCUUUAGUUGCUUCAGAGACGUUGCUGGAGACGAUUCAACUACAUCAAAGGAUGACGACAAUGUAAACUCGAAAGAAUCGAGGAAAGAAAACACAUCUGAUGGUACUGUGGAACAAAUAGAUGAAACUGUACAGUGCUGCUGGCCUUCAGAAGUCGACGUGGAACAGGCAAAAAACCCGCCUGCACAAGUAGUUUCACCUUCGUCGCUAUCACUAACAACAAAGCAGUCAGAAGAUACAGAAAUCGACCCAUCCCAUCCGGCACAUCCAGAGCAUGAACGAGAAGUAUUGAACGUGUACGGUAAAUUUCUUACUUUAAACAAAAAGAGAAACACAUUGGUAAUUUUACUUAUAACUGCAACUGUUAUCUCUGCUGUUAUUAUUGCUGGUUUUGCAGGUUGCUUCAUGGUCGGCAUUACUGUUUAUGAAGAUGGUCCAUGUCCAUACUAUGGUAUUAUGGAUUGUUAUUAUGGUAACAAUCAAACUUACUUUCAAUGUACACCGAACAUAUCAAUUACUUUGCCAGGAUCCAAAAGUGCGGCAUGUUUUCGUUGGAUUGGACGUGAUAUUACAGUAUCCGAUGUCAUGACACAAGUUGGUGCUUGUACAGGAUUAUUAACUGCGUUGGGAGCUGUUCUAGAAGUCUUUAUACGUUUCCUAUAUUUUAUAUUGCAACAGCGCCUUUGUGUAUCAACUGGCAUACGUCGUGUGAUGGAAAAAACAGCUGGUAUUAAUAGAUUUACUCAACCAAGUCAUUGUUGUUGCUGCACAAUACCACACCGUCUUGGUGUUCUAGAUCUACGUUUAUACGAACAUCCGAUUCUUGUAGUAAUUGUCUUCAUUAUUUACGCUAUGAUACCAAUAGAUGUUGCUGCCUCAAUUUUUUUAAUGAUAAACUUUCGAAUCAGUAUAACAUCCUUAACAUAUGUUGUUAUGGCUACACUCGUACUAAUUUCAUGUAUGGGUCUCUUAUGGAUAUUAUGGGAAGAAAACGAGAUUGACCAAGUCAUUCCAGGCGCAUGGAAUGAUAUAAAUGAUACAGUUGCUUCAAUGAAAAAUCCUUUUUCAAAAUUAAAGCCUCUUCUUGAAAGUAUUAUUCCAAAAGAAGAUAUGGAGAAAUUCAAACAUUUUGUAGAUCAUGAACUGGUUGAAGCUCGCAGUCAUAUUAACUCAAAGCUCAACGAGAUAAAUCAAUAUACCACCAAUGUUAUGGACGAAAUAACUAAACAGAUUGAAAAUAAAUUUCCAAUAGAGAAAAUGGAACGAUUGAAGCCCCAAUCUAAUGAUAUACGUUCAAUAGUUAAAAACUUUUCAUUACAAGGUUCAGCUCAAGAAAUAAAAUCAAAAAUAGAAACCGAAAAAGAAAAAGAUAUCAGAAAUCGCAAGACUUAA